CUCUGCAGGAGGAUUUGGACAAGAAGCUGUUCGGGCAGCACCUGGUGAACAAGGUGGUUGUGAGGGCGGUGAAGGGCUUCUUGAACAACACCAACGCCAAAAAGCCUCUUGCCCUUUCCUUGCACGGGUGGACUGGAACAGGCAAAAACUUUGUCAGUAAGAUAAUCGCUGAAAGCAUUUAUAAAAGAGGUCUGCAGAGUAAAUAUGUCCAUCAGUUCGUGGCAACUUUACACUUCCCUCACGCUCACAGCAUCAGUCUGUACAAGGACCAGCUGCAGUCGUGGAUUCGGGGAAAUGUAAGCAUCUGUCCCAGAUCACUCUUCAUAUUUGAUGAAAUGGAUAAAAUGCAUGCAGGACUCAUUGACUCUAUCAAGCCAUUCCUGGACUACUAUGAGCUUCUGGAUGGGGUGUCUUACCGACAAGCCAUCUUCAUAUUCCUCAGCAAUGCAGGGGCUGAAAAGAUAACAGAGGUGGCACUAGAUUUCUGGAGAAACGGGAGGAUGAGGGAAGAUAUACAGCUGACAGACAUGCAGAAUGCACUGUCUGUGUCCGUCUUCAAUAACAAAAAUAAAUUCAUUCAUUCAGCUCCAGUGGACCGAAAUCUUAUUGACUACUUUGUUCCCUUCCUGCCUCUGGAAUACAAACAUGUGAAAAUGUGUGUCAGGGUUGAGAUUGAAUCACGUGGCUAUGCUGUGGAUGAAGACAUUUUAACCAGAAUAGCCGACGAAAUGACCUACUUCCCCAGAGAGGAGAGAAUUUAUUCAGACAAAGGAUGUAAAACUGUGGAUGCAAAGCUGGAUUAUUACUAUGACUUCUAAUGCUUUAUCUGCAAAGAAGCAGAUUUAACUUAAUCAUAGUGGAGAACCCAGGACAUUUCAUUUUUAAGCACUUUUUAAAGAAAGGAACGUUAUUUUUUUAACUGGCGUGGAAAUAAGCAGCAGUGCCUCUGCAUUUUUAUUCUGUCCCUACUCACGGCUCCCAAGUACUUCAGCCUUAUGUCACCAAGGUAAGAACAAACUGCGUUGUGAU
Messenger RNA from Antrostomus carolinensis (chuck-will's-widow), 1029 nucleotides. Its product is annotated as torsin-1A. The annotation marks the transcript as partial. The transcript is spliced from 5 exons. Gene Ontology annotation, cellular component: nuclear envelope; endoplasmic reticulum lumen. Lineage: Eukaryota; Metazoa; Chordata; Aves; Caprimulgiformes; Caprimulgidae. Gene Ontology annotation, biological process: nuclear membrane organization; protein localization to nucleus. The record is from RefSeq and is a predicted model, not a curated record. Gene Ontology annotation, molecular function: ATP binding; ATP hydrolysis activity; kinesin binding.